GUGUAUAAAUCGCGAGUUUUGAAAAGCGAGCGCGCAAAUUGAGACUGAAAAGAACAUUCCUCACACUUACUGCACACAUGUCCAUAUCAAUGUUGUAACAUUGUAAUAAACGUUAAACCGUUAGAUUGCAUUGAAAAGUGAAAGUGUUUGAAAUUGAAGAAAACUAAUAAGUGAAUGUGUGCAAUUAUUUGGAAAGAAUAAAAGAUGUCAGCUGAGUGGAAAUGCCGAUUUCCGGCUUUUUUAUGCACAGUUAUCGUCCUUAGUGGCUUUUGUGGGAAUGCCAAUGGUGAUGAAUACAUUGAAUACUUCUCGUCGGUGGCGGGUAUGGAAAAACUGUUAACGGUCGAGUUUGAGAUGUUGAACGAUUUGCAAAAUUACAUCAAUUCGAUGCAAAAGCAAAUUGAUCUACUCCAAAGCGAAGUGGACGCCAUUCGCUUGGACCACCAAGCCGCCGUUGAUGAUGUCGACGGCUACCUCAGCAACCCCGUGAAUGCGUAUCGUCUUAUUAAGCGCCUGCAAAGUGACUGGAGUGCUUUUGAAGAAUCUGUACGCAUAGACAGCAGCCGAACCGAUUUCUUAAGUGCAAUGGCAGCCAAUCGUCGCCAAGUUCAUUUUCCUUCUAAGGAGGAUGUAAUCGGUUCGGCGGUGGCUUUGGUACGACUGCAGGACACCUAUAAGCUAGAGGUUGCCGAAUUGGCGAGUGGUGUUUUAAAUGGCAUCAAAUAUGGUCCAUCAAUGUCUUGGCAAGACUGUUUUUUACUCGGUCAUUAUUUGUAUGAAAUACAGGAUUUCAACCACACGGUACCAUGGCUAAGAGAAUCGAUGGAACUGCUUAAGAAUGAAGAAUACGAUAAAGACGCAGUGACGCUGGAUUUUAUGGAGACCGUUGUGACGUAUCACCAAGAAAUGGGCGACUUUCAUACGGCACUGGAGCUCACGAAUUACAUCUUAUCUAUUGACGCACAACGCGAUCAAUUGCGAGAUACGAAAUACUAUUUGGAGCGCAUGCUCAGUGACGGUGUUAAGACGGGUUUGAUGCAUGAAAUUGCACCGAACAGAGGUGAUUACCAUCUCAGCGAUGACUAUAAACGCUAUGAGCAAGUUUGUCGAGGCGAAUUACAGCUCACUCCCACUGAGGAGCGUCCACUACGUUGUCGCUAUGAUAGUAAUAAUGUGCCUCACCGCCUGCUACAGCCGUACAAGGUAGAGGAGCUUCAUUUGGAUCCCAGAGUUGUGCAAAUCCAUGAUGUUAUUUCGACCCACGAUAUCGAGGCAGUGAAGCGCGUAGCUCAGACGCGUAUGUCUCGUUCUCAGGUGCGAAAUUUGAAUGGUAGUGCCGCGUCGACGGCCAAUUACAGGAUUAGCAAAAGUGCGUGGUUUGCGUAUGAAGAAAGUGAACACAUGCAAACAAUGAAGCGUCAUAUGGGCGAUAUAUCGGGCUUGAACAUGGCCUCGGCAGAGCACCUACAGGUGGCCAACUAUGGCAUUGGCGGUCAUUACGAGCCACAUUUCGACUUUUUCACGGAUAAUUGUACAUUUAAGGCAUCAGAAGGGAAUCGUCUCGCUACUGGCAUAUUUUAUCUCUCGGAUGUUGCUGAAGGCGGCGGCACUGCUUUUCCGUAUCUUCGCUUACUAGUUAGGCCACAGCGUGGUAGUGUACUUUUCUGGCACAAUUUACAUCGUUCGGAGGAACCGGAUUAUCGUACAAGGCACGCCGCCUGUCCGGUACUAAAGGGUUCCAAGUGGAUUGGUAAUAUUUGGGUUCGCGUGCGAAAUCAAGACCGUGAACGGCCCUGUGGCCUCCUACCUGACCACGAGGUGUCGCUUGAAUAUAAACACUUAGUUUAAUAUGAGUCUGCGUACAUUUGUAUUGAUUGAAAGGAAGGUAUUUAUGUUAAUUCUUUUUAAGACCAGUUUAUGCAGACUCAAAACCAAAUAUUGUGUUGUGUGAUAACUUUGUUAUAUUUACUGUUAUUUUUGUAAAAUAAAAAGGUUUUAAAACUAA
Molecule: messenger RNA, 2005 nt
Organism: Ceratitis capitata (Mediterranean fruit fly)
Lineage: Eukaryota; Metazoa; Arthropoda; Insecta; Diptera; Tephritidae
Product: prolyl 4-hydroxylase subunit alpha-2
Exons: 9
Coding region: 205-1848 (547 amino acids)
Biological process (GO): peptidyl-proline hydroxylation to 4-hydroxy-L-proline
Cellular component (GO): endoplasmic reticulum
Molecular function (GO): procollagen-proline 4-dioxygenase activity; iron ion binding; L-ascorbic acid binding
Source: RefSeq, a predicted model, not a curated record